Messenger RNA from Trichomonas vaginalis G3, 537 nucleotides. RefSeq names its product cilium assembly. NCBI's taxonomy places the organism in Eukaryota, Parabasalia, Trichomonadida, Trichomonadidae. Gene Ontology annotation, biological process: cilium assembly. The transcript has a single exon. Gene Ontology annotation, cellular component: MKS complex. Bases 1 to 537 code for a protein of 178 amino acids. The record is from RefSeq and is a predicted model, not a curated record.
AUGACACAGAGUGCUGAUGCAUAUUUCAUUGGACGAAUUAUUGGAUCCACAGGAUUUCGUGAUGGAUCAUUCUGCAGAUAUUGGCUUGUUGCAGGUGAUCAAUGGAAACUUCUUGGUGGAUUAGAUCACGGACAAACUCAAACCGACAAUUCAGCAGAUUUAUCAGACUCUUGCAUUUGGAGUCAUCCAAUAGAUAUUCAUUACGAAUUUACAGGUAUUCAAGGUUGGCCGAAAAUUUCUUUCGAAGUUUGGGAACACGACUCUCUAGGACGCUCUUACUUGGGCGGUUAUGGCUUUGCAAAUUUACCAACAUCUCCUGGCAAUCAUGAUAUAACAGUUGACCUUUGGAGGCCAAUUGGAUCAAUUAUGGAAGAUUUAGAAGUGAACUUUGUUGGAGGUUCACCACAUCUUCGUAACCAAGGUUUAGUACAUACUCCAAAUGAUAGAUUUAGACUUAAAUCAGAAAGUUCUGGAACAGUUAAGCUCAAUAUCAGUUUAAUUUUAGGCAGAGUUAGUCAAUUCCAAGUUGCGUUUUAA